AUGAACUACAGCCAACUCAGAAAGCCUGUUUUUGUCCUGGUGCCCGGCGCCUCCCAGAAUCCAGCCCAUUACGCUUACCUCCUCCACCUCCUCCAGUCUGCUGGAUAUGGGGCUACUACCGGUUUUCUCCCCAGUGUGGGCGCCCAGGGCGGGGUGACCGCCGCCGAUGAUGCUGAAUACAUCUGCAAGCAUCUAAUCCUCCCUAUUCUGAACAUCGGCAAUCAGGACGUGAUCCUGAUCAGCCAUUCCUACAGUGGAAUGCCGGCCAGCGCGGCUGCGCGUGGGCUCGGCCCUGCAGAUCGCGCCGCUGAGGGCAAAAUAACCUCCGUUGUCGGCCAAAUAUUCAUCGCGACCAUCUUACCACGGGGGGAACUGAGUGUGAUUGAUUCAUUUGGCGGUCAUCUGCCCCCUCAUAUGUACAUUGAUCAAGAGCACAAUCUUCUCAAGUGCGAUGAUCCCAAGCCUCCCCUCUUCUACGAUGUAGAACCAACCCUUGCGGAUGCGGCGGCCCAAACGUCGCUCAGUCAGGGAUUGAUCUCAUUCUCGAGCCCCUGCCCCGAAGCGAGCUGGGACACCGAGGCCUUCCGCGACCGGGUCGCAUAUGUCCAUACCCUAAAGGACCACACCAUUCCGUACGAAGCACAGGUCGCUAUGGUCCAGGCUACCGAGGUGAAAUGGAUCACCUGCGAGAUCGCGGCGGGUCACAGUGUGCAGUUAUCCGCACCAGAGGAGCUGAGCAAGAUCAUUCUGGAAUUAGCCCAACAAUUUCCUUGA
Aspergillus pseudonomiae is the source of this 774-nucleotide messenger RNA. RefSeq names its product alpha/beta hydrolase. Bases 1 to 774 code for a protein of 257 amino acids. The transcript is spliced from 3 exons. NCBI's taxonomy places the organism in Eukaryota, Fungi, Ascomycota, Eurotiomycetes, Eurotiales, Aspergillaceae. The record is from RefSeq and is a predicted model, not a curated record.